CGCAAGCUAGUAUAAAUUCAGAAUAUUAGCAUUUACCUCGGUAUAAUGAUGUGCAGUUAUGUGCCUAGCGGCUCGCAAGCUUAAACUAACAAGGCUGUGAAAUUCUUGAUUAUGCAGAUUUAAAAGAGAUUAAUCGCUGUCCUACGAUUUCAGCAGUAUCUUCUUACUACCACCAAAACUCGUCUCCCGUCAAGUCUCCCCUUCCCGCCAAUUUCGCCGAAUCUGCACCCUGGCUCCGUUACCAUGUCUAGUCGCACCUCGCCAGUACAAAUCACCGAAUAUGCGAGACCACGCGGCAUCACCGCCCUCGUCUUUGGCGGCGCAGUAUUUUCGUAUUUAUGCUUAGCUGGCGUCACCUUGAUAUCUGAACACAACCCGAUCUGGCAAACUCUCGACAAUAUCUCGCCGGGCAGCGCAGACACGUUUCGCUGGAUUGUCAAGACAGGGGUUCCGCCACUUGUCGUGAUACACACCAUCGAGGCCGUGGCAUUUGAUCGUACAAGGUUGAUGCCACACAGCAUCCCAAGAUGGGGAUUACUUUGGUGGAAAUGGGUCCUGAGCUGCUGGAUUGAGGGGAUUGGAUGUUGGCAGCGCUUUGCCUCGGUCGUCAACGCGAAGAAGGCGUCAGCAAAGUAACGUCAAGAAGAGGGGAAAUGCUUUGGGCAUGGACUCGGGCACCUUAUCAGACAAUCGAACGCGUCACUGAUGAAGAGCAGUCGUCAUGGAUAUCCUGCGAAUGGGGUCGAAAGACGGCGUAAGCAUGAUAUAAUGAUAUUGUGUACAGAUUGUCAUCAGAAAUAAAGGUUCGCUGACCAUAAAGUUAUACUUUAAGCAGCAGCGAUGGUUAUGAAUCAUAUCGCUCGUAUGUAUUGAGAUGUGUUCGCUUCUUUGUGCUCGGGUGUAAGGUUCUUUCUACCCCUCAACCUUAGCAUACGGUGGCAGAAUCUUGUCAAUUCUCCAAGGUGGAU
This is a messenger RNA of Fusarium odoratissimum NRRL 54006, 968 nucleotides long. RefSeq lists its product as uncharacterized. The record is from RefSeq and is a predicted model, not a curated record. Bases 244 to 636 code for a protein of 130 amino acids. The transcript has a single exon. NCBI's taxonomy places the organism in Eukaryota, Fungi, Ascomycota, Sordariomycetes, Hypocreales, Nectriaceae.